ACAUCAUUAAGUAAACACAAUUUAAUUCAUUUUCUAUAAAUUAACGAGGUCAGCGAAAAGGACAAAACAUUAUAACUUUUCGCGUUAACUUAAAAUGCUUCGUAAUUUUAUAAAAAGAACUUACUGUAGUGUUCCAUUAAAUAAUCUCAAUAUCGAACAGAAAAUUAACCCAUUAACCGACACUUUCGGUAGAUUUCACAAUUAUUUGCGCAUCUCUCUAACAGAGAAAUGUAAUUUAAGAUGUCAAUAUUGUAUGCCAGCCGAAGGUGUUACUUUGAGUCCAAAACAAAAUUUACUAACUUUGGAUGAAAUUGUACGCGUUGCAAAACUUUUCGUUAAAGAAGGAGUUAAUAAAAUACGCUUAACAGGUGGUGAACCCACUGUACGUAAAGAUUUAGUUGAUAUAAUAGCAACUUUAAAAAGCAUUCCAGGUUUAGAAACCGUUGCAAUGACCACUAACGGAAUAGUUUUAACAAGACAAUUAGUUGCUUUACAAAGAGCCGGUCUCGAUAUCAUCAAUGUAAGCCUCGAUAGUUUAAAACCGGAACGAUACGAGAAAAUAACGCGAAGGAAAGGUUUAGAAAAAGUUAAAAUGGGCAUUGAUUUAGCGCUACAACUCGGAUAUAAACCCGUUAAAAUAAAUUGCGUUUUAAUUAAAGGGUUUAACGAUGACGAAAUUAUUGAUUUUGUGAAUUUAACAGAAAAUAAAAACAUCGAUAUACGAUUUAUUGAGUACAUGCCAUUUAGCGGAAAUAAAUGGGAAAUCAAAAAAAUGUUUCCUUAUAAAAAUAUCUUAGAAAAAAUCAAGGAAACACACCCGGAUUUUUAUCAACUCCCAAACGGCCCAAAUGAUACCUCAAAAGGAUGGAAAGUACCCGGAUUUGAAGGCCAAGUUGGUUUUAUUACUUCAAUGAGCGAACAUUUUUGCCAUUCUUGUAAUCGACUCAGAAUAACAGCUGAUGGACAUCUUAAAGUUUGCUUAUUUGGGAAUCGGGAGAUUUCUUUGAGGGAUGCGAUGAGAGCUGGGUGUAAUGAUGAUGAUUUAACUGCUUUAAUUGAAGCCGCCGUUAAAAAGAAGAAAAAACAACAUGCAGGUACUUUUAAUCGACCAAAUCAGCUCAACAACUCAAUUUUAAAUCAACAUUUCUUCCCCCAUCUCUUCGUGAAACCUCAAAAAAUCGCAAAUUACCGAAAUCACAGCACAUUGUCUCACAUAAACUCUGAAAGUGGAAGCGUACAAAUGGUUAACAUUGGUACGAAAUCGAUAACAAAUCGUACAGCAAAAGCUCGUGCAAUAAUCCACGUUGGAUCUGAAGUUUUAUCUCUAAUUAAAACAAAUUCGAUUAAGAAAGGCGCCGUUUUAACUUGUGCUGAAAUUGCUGGAAUAAUUGGAGCAAAAAGAACUAGUUCAUUAAUUCCAAUGUGUCACAAUAUCAAUUUAAAUCAUGUUGAGGUUAUUGCGGAACUUGAUGACAAAACGAGCUCUGUGAUUAUUUAUGGUAAAGUGAUGUGUGAAGGAAAAACCGGGGUUGAAAUGGAAGCUUUAACCGCGGUUAGCAUUGCAGCCUUAACUAUAUAUGAUAUGUGCAAAUCGGUUAAUAAAGGAAUGGUAAUUACUAACGUUGAGUUGGUUGAGAAGAGCGGUGGAAAAAGUGGCGAUUUUAAUCGGAGCAUUUUGGUUAAAGAUUACGAUAAAACACCUUUAGAUGGAAAAAUAAAAGUUGUUAUUGGGAAUGUUUAAUUAAUACUUUACAUCGUUAUUGGGAUAUUUCUAUUUUUUAUAAUUUAGUAGUAAGGUGACAAAUGGGGAUAUAUUAUAUAUUUUUGCAUAUAAUAAACGUUAUUUUAUGAUAAUGAAA
Onthophagus taurus is the source of this 1859-nucleotide messenger RNA. It is a transcript of the gene Mocs1, whose product is annotated as Molybdenum cofactor synthesis 1. Gene Ontology annotation, biological process: Mo-molybdopterin cofactor biosynthetic process. Gene Ontology annotation, molecular function: metal ion binding; GTP 3',8'-cyclase activity; cyclic pyranopterin monophosphate synthase activity. The record is from RefSeq and is a predicted model, not a curated record. NCBI's taxonomy places the organism in Eukaryota, Metazoa, Arthropoda, Insecta, Coleoptera, Scarabaeidae.